Messenger RNA from Phyllopteryx taeniolatus (common seadragon), 2742 nucleotides. RefSeq names its product LIM domain only protein 7-like. The record is from RefSeq and is a predicted model, not a curated record. The transcript has a single exon. Gene Ontology annotation, biological process: regulation of cell adhesion; regulation of signaling. Lineage: Eukaryota; Metazoa; Chordata; Actinopteri; Syngnathiformes; Syngnathidae. Bases 1075 to 1776 code for a protein of 233 amino acids.
UGUCCCGACGUCCUACGUAAAACAAUAACAUCAUUUGCCAUCCUAUGUACUUUUUGGGCAGAAAAAAAAUACACAGUGUGGACAGAAGUGUUUGGACAUGGGGUCAUUCCAGACCACAGGAAGUCAAACUGCAAGAAAAUGUACAUUUAUAACCGCUUCCACUGCCCUGGGAAGACUUUUGACAAAAUGUUGAAUCUGAAAGAAGGCCCGUUGGCUCACCAUUUUGGUCUUAUUCAUUCUAAUUGCGUUCUUCCACACCACACAUAUCCAAACAUGCCUUUGUGGAACACUAAAUGGACUUCCCUUAACUCGUCACACAAACUUGGAAGCAUAAUGCCAACAUUCGAUGAAGAAUUAAGGUUCAGGGGGCUAACCCAGGGGUGGGCAAAGUGUGGCUGUCGGCCGACAUACGGCCCGCUCCAUUCUUAAAUGCGGCCUGCCGAGCAUUUGCAUGAUCAAGAUGUCAUAUUUCCACCCAUUCAUCUUUACUACUUAUCCUCACGAGGGUUUGUUGCUUCAAUUUAUUUUUUCUCUAAAAUUAGUGAAUUACAAUUUAUUUACAGCAUUCAUUUUUUCGAUUCACUUACCUCAUGAAAUAAUUAGUUAAUUUAUUGUAAAUAAAAAAAAUUUAUCCUCGUAAAAUAAACCAUUUCAAAAACACUCAUGGAUAUGUUCAAGAAUUAAAUAAUUAUAAUUGAAUAAAUUAUAAACAAUACAAAUAAAAUAAAUGUUAUUAUUCAUUAAUAUUUUUUGUUUCACAAUUCACUUUUUAACCUCAUCUACGAAUAACCUGGCCCAUCGGUCCUUUUGAAGGAUUAUUCAAAUUACCUUGAGCACCAAACUUUGCCCACCCCUGGUCCAUCCUGAACCCUGAGUGAUGAACUACUUUUAUCUACAUAUUCCAGCACCACCAUCGAUCGCCAUCCUUUUCUUUCUUUUUACUGCAGUUCACAUGCAUGCGCUCAUCACCUUUCUAUCCUUUUCUCUCUUACCUGCCUCUCCUCCUGCAGUCAUCCUGUGCACCCUCACAGCACCCCACACCUACCCAGGACCGCUUUAUUAGAGACCCCGUCUAUGGCGUUCGCCCCAGUGGACCCCACCUCCGGUCCCAGACUGGUCAAAUGUCAGCAAUGGCCCCUGUUAGGGCGCCAAGACCCCCGAGAGCCUCCGGACCCGAUCGAUUACGAGAGCAUUGUUCCUGAUUUGGAGAACGAUGACAUGUUUGCCAGGCGGACCCUCGCCUUCCAGUCCAACAGCGAGCUCGCCGCAGCCAAAACCCCGCUGUCGGCAAAACGUUGCCUGUUCACGUCGGAGGAACAGAUCAAUAUCGUGACGCAGCUUCCUAAGGAGGAGGAGGAGGAAUUUCCCGACAUCGAGCAGGACGACGUGGUCCAACGUUGGGAGAAAAUCCAGCAACAGCGACGCCCCCUGUCGGGCGCCCCUGACAACUUCUCCCCAAUGGCCAUCCCUGAACCCUGGGACCUCCCUCCUGAACUCAAGACCAGGCUCCUGUGCCCGCCGUGCCCCCUCACGCGGGAGUCAUCGGCAAACACAUCCACUCGCGUCCGAACGGAGCCGAGUCCCGAAACGGACGACAUGCUGGUCCGAAAGCUCACUGCGCAGCCCAGCCAGGUGUCAGCCAAUCAGGCCAGCCUCUGUGCGCCAACUUCCUGUUCUGAGGGCGACCUGCAGAGAUGGCAGGCCAUCAGGGAAGCUAGUCAGCGGAGAUACAAGAAGCGGCUGAUGGUGGAGAUGCUAACGGCUCUCAAGUUGUAGGAAGGCUCUGCAGUUCCACAUUUAGCUGGAAAUAUUUUAUGUCUCAACUUAGUAAGGAUUUAUUGUUGCAAGUUCUGUUAAGGUUUGCUGCAAACAGUUGGGAAAUAUCUUGUUCUUUUUGUUGUUGCGAUAGGUUGGAGGGUUUGUGUUUUUCAAAUCGGAUAUUUUCGUAUGGUUUCCUGUUGACUGGCUAAUGGAGAUAUUAACAAUGCAACUGCCGCAUGUUAGGUUAUUUUUGUUUUGUGAACAAAUGUUAUUAACACUAUACUUCCUCAAAUAGUGGCCUCCUUACUAUGACUCUCGACCUGUACCACAGCACAUAACCUUGACAGAGCAGAGGUGGCAUCUGUAAAGCUGCAAGGGAAGUGGAUAUAAACACAAGUGGGUAGUGUCCAUUGAAAUGAUGAGACUCGCAGGGUUGCGUGAGAGAGGUCUUCUCCAAAACCGUGGCAUCUGUAAAGCAGACAUUUCCCUUGGAUUGGAAAGGAAAUGUUUGAAACACACAAAAGUUGAGAAAAAAUCAUCUUCGAUAGGGAGAGGCCAUGAUGUGAUAAUGAAAGAGCAACACUGUCCAAUUUUAAUUGUGUUCCAAAAGUAAAAUAAUACUUGAUACAAUAUAAUAUUUAUUGGAAUAAACACACAGAAUAUUUUUUUUGGGGCGGGGGGGUUGAUCCGAAACACAACAAAAAUUAUACUACCGUUACUACAGUAGAUGACUGGUACUCUCUGCAAUUAAAUAAAUACACACCUCUGGCCUUUAUAUGAAAAAUGUAUAUGUACGAAUAAUAAUACUGCACCUGAUGACCACCUUACAACUUUAACUCUGCACUUGAGUAAAUAAAAGCACCUGGCCACUGUGUGAGGAAAUAUGAUAUUUGAAUGUACUUUUGGAGGGUUUUCUCAACUGAGUGGAUUUAAAAAAAAUAAAAAAUACUGGACCUUAUUAAAUAAAAAUUAUACUGUUUA